Anthostomella pinea is the source of this 375-nucleotide messenger RNA. The record is from the annotation of a GenBank genome assembly. NCBI's taxonomy places the organism in Eukaryota, Fungi, Ascomycota, Sordariomycetes, Xylariales, Xylariaceae.
AUGUCUGGCAUCGUUCACAAGGUGAAGGAUGCUGUCACGGGCCACCUUCACAGUGAUCACUCCUCAAAGACUGCGGAAGGAACACAUACCAAGGCUGGAUCGGACAAGCACCACAGCGGCCCACAUCCUCCCGGUGUCCACGGCCCAACAGACCUGAAUUUCGCACCUUCGGCCACCCAUGCGGCGCCUGACUUGGUUGAACCGCAUACUGGUGGCGCGCCCACGGUUACGGACAUCAAUGGGCUUCCCCCGUCCACACAUGCGGCGCCUGACUUGGCUGAGCCGCACGCUGGUGGUGCGCCCACGACUACGGACAUCAAUGGACUUCCUCCAUCCACCCACGACGCGCCGGACUUGACGAGUGGUCACCCAUAA